Nilaparvata lugens (brown planthopper) is the source of this 1871-nucleotide messenger RNA. RefSeq names its product tRNA wybutosine-synthesizing protein 2 homolog. The transcript is spliced from 3 exons. Gene Ontology annotation, molecular function: tRNA methyltransferase activity. Gene Ontology annotation, biological process: tRNA methylation. The coding region runs from base 306 to 1781 and encodes 491 amino acids. Gene Ontology annotation, cellular component: cytoplasm. Lineage: Eukaryota; Metazoa; Arthropoda; Insecta; Hemiptera; Delphacidae. The record is from RefSeq and is a predicted model, not a curated record.
AGUUAAAGUUGUAUGGACUAUAAAAAUAUUGUACAUGGAUAAAGCUAUAAAUUAGAACAACAUCUAUGUUAUAUUCAAUCCUUGAAAUAAAAAAUAGAAUAUUCAUACAGCAACGUUCUUGAAUGUCUUGAAGCUCAAGUAAAGAGAUUGCCAGAGGUAGCUUCAAUCUUGGUGGCGUUGAAAUGAAAUCUGACAACUGACAUUUAAUUUGAGUUUAAAAAGUUGUGGAUGCUGAAGAUUCCAAUCUCUUGUUUGACUCGUCCUUCCCUUUAUCUGUCAAACUCAGCCAUUUAACCAGGAUUAGAAUGAUUGAAAGUGAUUUUAUUGCUAUGAACAAUGAGAUACCAGAACCACAGAUCGGUACAAAACGUAGCACAUCCACCGCUCUAAACUCAAAACAAAUCCUCCGUUCAAGGGUCACCAAACUGAUGCUCAGCCUAGGGCUGUGGCGGGAACAACUAGCAGCCCAAAUCCCCACCUCCUGGGAGAAGUUCGACAACUGUGUACUCUUCAACGAGAAGCACUUCCAAGAUGGCGACUGGUCAAAAGCUGGCGCUCAACUUUGGAAAACUGUGGCCGAUGUUUUUGGGGUGGCGAACGUCGCUAUUAAGGGGAGUGUUGAGAGAGAUAAAUUUCGUACACCACGAGUCAGAGUUGUUUUUGGGGAGUCAAAUCUGGUUCGGUUUAAAGAUAACGGUGUAAUCUACACGUGGGACACGACCAAAUGUAUGUUCAGUCGAGGUAAUGUGAGUGAGAGACACCGUGUGGCGAAGCUGGAUUGUAGGGGGGAAACAAUCGUCGACCUAUUCGCGGGAAUCGGGUAUUUCACUCUGCCCUUCCUAGUGAAAUCCAACUGCCAACAUCUGCAUGCCUGUGAAUGGAACCCUUCUUCCAUACAAUCACUGAAACAAAAUCUAAAACUGAACAAAGUCGACCAUAAGUGCACAAUACAUGAAGGCGACAAUCGAUUAGUUUGCCCUAGAAAUGUCGCGGAUAGAGUCAACCUAGGACUUAUUCCUACCAGUAGGGAUUCCUGGGAGGUUGCCUGUCUAGCCUUGAAAUCAGAUACUGGUGGAGUGUUGCAUGUACACGAAAAUGUGAACACGAAACAAGGUGACAGAGAUUGUGAGUGUGAAGAUCACACACAUGUGUGUGCAGUUUUCAAAUGUGAAACAUGUGUGAAGAUACUUGAUAGACUAGGCAUCAAGUCCCCCUCGAACUUUCCCCUUAAUGAUUUGUCGUUCAAACUGGUUUCCCAAAAUAAAACUGAUCAAAAUAUAUUAGUUUCCCAAGAUAAUUCUACAACAAUUCCUCAAACUAAAUCAGUUUCCCUAUAUAACACUGCAAUAAUUCCUCAAACUAAACCAAAUAUAUCCAUUUCUCUAGAUAAUUCUGCAACAAUUCCUCAAACUAAAUCAGUUUCCCCAGAUAACACUGCAAUAAUUCCUCAAACUAACCCAAAUUUAUCCAUUUCUCUAGAUGAUACUGCAACCAUUUCUCAAAAUACAUCAGUGUCCCUUGAUAACUCAAGAAUCAACCAAAUUUUUCAAGAGAAAAAAGUGGAUCUACUGCUAAUCAAAGACACAAAUAGUGGAUUGUCUUGGAAAAAGUAUGAAUGGUUCAUCUGGGCUCUACAUACUACACAUUGUUUCGGCAGGAUUCUAUCUGAAAUCCACAGGAAUCCGUGGAUUGUUUCUGUGAAUAAUGUGCAUCAUGUUAAAUCCUAUGCUCCAUAUAUUGAACACAUGGUGAUUGAUUUGGAGUGUAGACCGACGACCUGAGUUUUGAAGAUGAUUGAUUUAAUUGUUGAUUACAGAUUUAAUCAGCUAAAUUUGUUGUGAAAUGUUGAAUGAAAAUUCUAAUGAAGUAUG